This is a messenger RNA of Acanthocheilonema viteae, 709 nucleotides long. NCBI's taxonomy places the organism in Eukaryota, Metazoa, Nematoda, Chromadorea, Rhabditida, Onchocercidae. The record is from the annotation of a GenBank genome assembly.
AUGUCUCAGGAACAGGAGAUCGAUGUUGACGGUUUGGAAGUUUAUUUUCCUUAUGACUACAUCUAUCCAGAACAAAUUCUCUACAUGGGUGAAUUAAAAAAAACUUUAGAUGCUAAAGGACACUGUUUACUGGAAAUGCCAUCAGGCACAGGUAAGACUGUUUCAUUACUCUCUCUUGUGGUGGCAUAUAUACUGCGGUUUCCGGACCGUCUGGACAAGCUUGUCUAUUGUUCGCGAACAAUUCCUGAAAUUGAAAAAUGUGUUGAAGAACUUCGUAAUCUUUUCAAAUAUUACAAGCAGUGUGAUGGUAAACCACCAUCUUUAUUUGCGGUAGCUCUUUCUGCUCGUAAAAAUUUGUGCAUUAAUGAAUCAGUAUCUUCAUUGCGACAGGGUUCUUUGGUCGAUGGAGCAUGUCAGAAGCAAGUUUCAAAAUUAAGGUUGACGGCGAGCUUUAUGCGCGCUAAGCGUAGGCUUCGUCCGGACUUACCAUGCUGUACAUUCUUCGAGAAAUUAAAUGAACAAAAAGAUUUCAAUUAUCCAGAUGGUGUAUAUAAUUUGCAAAAUUUGAAAAAACUGGGCCAACAGAAGGGAAUCUGUCCCUAUUUUUUGUCACGCAAUGCUGUCGAUCGUGCACAUAUUGUUGUAUAUUCUUACCAUUACAUUUUGGAUCCAAAAAUUGCGGAAUUGGUUUCAAAAAAUUUUAGUCGUC